AUGGAUUUCAGUGGCAAAGUGGUUAUAAUCACCGGCGCAAGUUCUGGUAUCGGCGCGGCUACGGCCAAGUACCUCACAAACCUCGGCGCAAGCUGUGUUCUCGCGGCUCGAAAUGAAUCCAAGUUGGCCGAGGUCCAGGCAGCUUGCAAGGCUCUCGGUAAAGUAGACCCUCUCAUCGUCGUGACGGACGUGACGAAGCCGGCAGACAACGAGCGGUUGGUGAAGUUGACCGUUGCCAAAUUCGGACGCAUCGAUGUGCUGGUGAAUAACGCAGGGAAAGGUGCUUUUGGUACUAUAGAGACGGCCGACAUCGAGCAGUUCGAAGACAUCCUCAACACGAACCUCAAGUCGGUAUUCACCCUGACAAAGUUGGCCUUGCCGCAUCUGCUCGCGAGCAAAGGGAAUAUCGUUAACGUGUCCAGCGUUGCCGGAACGAACUCCUUCGCAAAUGCUCUUUCGUACUGCGUGUCUAAAGCGGCGUUGGAUCAGUUCACGCGCUGCACCGCCCUCGACUUGGCUCCGAAGGGUGUCCGUGUCAACUCUGUCAACCCGGCGGUCAUUAUAACAGACUUCCAGCUGACCAUGGGUAUGGACAAAGACGCGUACGCCACCUACCUUAAGAACUGUGAAUCGACCCACCCUCUUGGCCGCGUCGGAACCGGUGAAGAGGUGGCGGCCUCGAUCGCCUUCCUGGCGUGCGACAAAACUGCUAGCUUCACUACCGGAACCUGUCUGUUCGUGGAUGGCGGCAAGCACAUCCUAACGCCCCGAUAAAACGAUCAAACCAUCGCGCGUGAUGAACUAAGCGAAAUAAAAGUG
Messenger RNA from Anopheles coustani, 819 nucleotides. RefSeq lists its product as uncharacterized. The record is from RefSeq and is a predicted model, not a curated record. The transcript has 2 exons. Gene Ontology annotation, molecular function: oxidoreductase activity. The coding region runs from base 1 to 774 and encodes 257 amino acids. Lineage: Eukaryota; Metazoa; Arthropoda; Insecta; Diptera; Culicidae.